AUGAAGAGAAAAAUAUACAAGAAAGAAUAUGAGGUUGAAUCUAUUGUAGAUAAGAGAUAUGAUGAACAUACUAAAUCCUAUCUGUAUUAAAUUAAAUGGAAGGGCUAUCCACAUUCAUAAAACACAUGGGAACCUAUAGAACAUUUAUAAAAUCCGCAUGUGAAAAAAAUGGUGAAAGAAUUUGAUUAAGCACAGGAGACACCUUCAUCUAAAAAAUAAAUUAAUUUAGAACUCCUUAAACAAUGUUUACUAAAGAAACUAACAGAGUUUUUAAUGAAAAAUGUUCCUUAAGAAAAUGAUAUUCAGGAAAUUAUUUUAAGUGAUUUCAGCAUAUCAUCAAAUGAAAAGAGAUCAAAUUUAAAAAUUCCUAAAUUAAGAUAGGAUACUAAAAAGUCUACUAAGAAACCUAAUUAAUAGUUCUAAAAUACUCUAAAUUCUCUAAAUUCAAAUUCUUGA
Paramecium pentaurelia is the source of this 456-nucleotide messenger RNA. The record is from the annotation of a GenBank genome assembly. NCBI's taxonomy places the organism in Eukaryota, Ciliophora, Oligohymenophorea, Peniculida, Parameciidae.